AUGAGAGCAGCCCAGAUCGAGAAGGCCAAGCCCGUGAUUUCCUACUGGUGCAAAUUUCACAUAGUAAAUCAGAUCAUCGGACGGGGUCUUCAUAAUUCCAACGAUGAAAUUCAAAUCUACAUCACCAAUCUGGUGGAUAAGCUUGAGCAGUUCAAAAGCGAGCAUUCUGGCGAUGAAUUGGUGGUGGAUAGCGUCGCGGCGAGUGCACUGGUGAAGUGCUUUGGGUUGGAAGUCUUUGCUCUCGCUGAAGCUGCUAUGAACGCUAGAAAGGUCACGAAGCAAACCGCAGAUACGUUACAGGUGGCGGCUCUAUUUCUCGAACUACGUCAAAUCUGGGGGGCUCUGGACCCGAAGAUUGCCGGAAGGAUCAAGUUCGGAAAGUAUCAUGCAGUCCGAAUUAUGAAGGCAAUAAAGAAUGGUGAAGAUCCCAAUGCGACGAAUCCUGUUCCGGAAGAGGAAGAACAAGAAUCAAUCGCCAGUCAGGAUGUUCGAACACUCGAUGGAUCGUGGCCGCCUGCAACGUCGAAUUAUGAUAUUCUUUCUGUACUCGGCGAUAUCCCUGGUUCUCCUGCGCGAACAAAGGACAUCAGCAACCCACAACUAGGAGACUUAGAACUCUCCUCAUUCCCGGGGACAAUUGGGUACUCUUCAUCAGUGCCAAACCUACCAGGUAUUCCCGGGGCCUCAACCCUCAGCGGAGCCGAUGCCUUGCGUACCCUGCACCCCUUUCCACCACCAGCCAUUAGUUCUUCAGUCGCCGUACCGGCCCCAGCUUCCUUCGAUGAGCUAUCGGGCGCUAGCUCUCAUAUUCCGCAUCCUACAGCUGUGCCGUCCGGUCCACCUCCAGUUCUACGUGCAUCUCUGGCUCAUGUGCGCACUGGAUCACCAAGUCAACCAUCACAGUCAGUCGACGAACAGUCUAUCUCUCUGGCACAGAAACAUGCUCACUGA
Molecule: messenger RNA, 951 nt
Organism: Penicillium cosmopolitanum
Lineage: Eukaryota; Fungi; Ascomycota; Eurotiomycetes; Eurotiales; Aspergillaceae
Product: Vta1 family protein
Exons: 5
Coding region: 1-951 (316 amino acids)
Biological process (GO): late endosome to vacuole transport via multivesicular body sorting pathway
Cellular component (GO): multivesicular body
Source: RefSeq, a predicted model, not a curated record